AUGUCAGAGAAGCCAAGGGAAAAGCGCCUCAACCUAACUUCCACUCCCAACCUCAACCUAACUCCCACUCCCAUCCUCAACCUAACUCUCACUCCCAACCUCAACCUAACUCCCACUCCCAUCCUCAACCUAACUCCCACUCCCAACCUCAACUUAACCCCCACUCCCAUCCUCAACCUAACUCCCACUCCCAUCCUCAACCUAACUCCCACUCCCAACCUCAACCUAACUCCCACUCCCAACCUCAACCUAACUCCCACUCCCAUCCUCAACCUAACUCCCACUCCCAACCUCAACCUAACUCCCACUCCCAACCUCAACCUAACUCCCACUCCCAUCCUCAACCUAACUCCCACUCCCAACCUCAACCUAACUCCCAUCCUCAACCUAACUCCCACUCCCAACCUCAACCUAACUCCCACUCCCAUCCUCAACCUAACUCCCACUCCCAACCUCAACCUAACUCCCACUCCCAUCCUCAACCUAACUCCCACUCCCAACCUCAACCUAACUCCCACUCCCAUCCUCAACCUAACUCCCACUCCCAUCCUCAACCUAACUCCCACUCCCCACCUCAACCUAACUCCCACUCCCAACCUCAACCUAACUCCUAACCUCAACCUAACUCCCACUCCCAUCCUCAACCUAACUCCCACCCUCAACCUAACUCCCACUCCCAACCUCAACCUAACUCCCACUCCCAUCCUCAACCUAACUCCCACUCCCAACCUCAACCUAACUCCCACUCCCAUCCUCAACUUAACUCCCACUCCCAUCCUCAACCUAACUCCCACUCCCAACCUCAACCUAACUCCCACUCCCAACCUCAACCUAACUCCCACUCCCAUCCACUUCCAUCCUCAACCUAACUUUCACUCCCAACCUCAACUUAACUCCCACUCCCAACCUCAACCUCAACCUAUCUCCCACUCUCAUCCUCAACCUAACUCCCACUCCCAACCUCAACCUAACUCCUAA
Messenger RNA from Salvelinus namaycush (lake trout), 978 nucleotides. Its product is annotated as extensin-1-like. The transcript has 2 exons. Bases 1 to 978 code for a protein of 325 amino acids. The record is from RefSeq and is a predicted model, not a curated record. Lineage: Eukaryota; Metazoa; Chordata; Actinopteri; Salmoniformes; Salmonidae.